CUCUCCUAAUGAGAACCAGAAGGAAAUAUAACAGACAUCUUCGCUCAGAGAAUUAUAUACUACAAGGUAAGAAUUCUCCAGGCAUUGAGGUCAAGAUAAUGGAUGCCAUGUUAUGUGAUGAGCUUUUACAAGAAAUCUUCAAGAGAUUACCUUCAAAAUCAUCAUCUUCUUCUUCCUCUUCUUCUUCAUCGUCUUCUUUAUCGGUUUGUUUAGUCUCUAAGCGUUGGCUUCAUCUUUACAGGACUUCAAAGACUUCUCUUUCUCUCAAACUCAUCCCUCAUGAUUCGGUUGUUUCUUCUUUGUCGUCUCUUCUUUCUCACUACCCUUCUCUUUCUUCUCUUUCUCUUGCUUUUUCUUCCUCUGAACCUAUAAUUACCACUACCUCUUUCUGUGAUAGUAUUCUUUUUGUUGUUUCUUCUUCAUGUAAUUCUAAGCUUAAACUCCUUCGUUUUUUGGCGGGUCCUGUCUCUGUAAGCUCUUUGCUUUCUCUUUCCGGAGCUUGUAAUUCCCUUACUUCUAUUACUGUUUCUGUCUCUAGGCCGCUUUUUCUCAACUGGGUUGCUUCCUUUUCUUGUUUAAAGGAGCUGUCUUUGUAUGCUUGUGAUGGUGAUGGUGUUCAAGAUGGAAACUUUGAUUGUUACAGAGAAACUGGGAUGCAUUUAAAUGAGGAAAUCGAUGCAGAAUUGUGUUUGGAGAGUCUUUUUUUAUCUGGGAUUCGUUCUGAUGAUUUGGCUGUUGGUUGGUUGUGGAGGAGCUGUAGAAGACUUAAAAAAUUGCAGCUAAAAAGCUGUUCAGGUAUUGGAGAUGGAGGGUCAUUUUCGUCCUUUGUGACAUGCUUGCAGGGUCUUCAGGAAGUGGAGUUGAGGACUUGUAGGAUUAUAGUUGAUGUUGUGUUACUGAAAUUAGCUGAGAAUUGUGAGUCCUUAAUUUCUCUGUUGGUAUAUGAUGGUUGUAGCAGAGAUGGUUUACUUCAGUUCAUGAGUAACAGCAGAUGUAAUUUGCAAAAUCUUGAUCUUCGAUUACCGCUAGACCUUAGCAACGAUCAUCUCUCAGCUGCGGCUGUGAAUUUCAGGUGUCUAUCAACUCUUAGGCUUCAAAGUUGUUGCCUUGUCACUGGAGAUGGCCUAAAGACUCUUGGGAUUGCCAUGAGUUCAGGGCUUCAGGAAUUGGCCCUAAUAAACUGUGAUGUUGUUGAAAGAGAACAGGGGUUGCUUGCUACAUUAGGACAGAAUUUGAGGCAGUUAAGGAAAUUGGACUUGUCUUAUAAUGAGAUGUUGCUUGAUAAGGAGCUCAUUGCAAUGUUAAUUUCAUGUAACUAUCUGAUAGAAUUGAAGUUGAGAGGGUGUAAACGGCUCACAAAUAUGGUUGUGACUUUUAUGUCUAAGACUUGCAAGAGGUUGGAGAGCAUUGAUCUUAUGCAUUGUUGUGGGAUUACAGCUGAGGCAGUUGAGUCUUUUGUUCUCAACUCUCCCCAGUUGAGAAGAGUAGAGGUUGAGGAAAACAAGCUUUCUGAUGCCGCAAGGACAUGGGCAUCACAUAAAUUUAUAGAGGUAUUUAAUUGAUUGAUGGAAAAAUGAUGAAAUAACGGCCUUUUUAUUUAUUGGUAUUUCAGGAAAAUCAAGUAUAUAUCACAGAACUUGUUCUCUGUUUACUGUAAGUAACUCUGCUGCUGUGGGAUAGAAAGAGCCACUUUAACAGCCUGAAUAAUUAUGUUUAUAAACAUUGUUCAUAUUUUCAAUAAGACAUGUGCAACAAUCAGUGUUGAAACCUU
Messenger RNA from Mangifera indica (mango), 1771 nucleotides. Its product is annotated as F-box/LRR-repeat protein 2. Gene Ontology annotation, biological process: SCF-dependent proteasomal ubiquitin-dependent protein catabolic process. The transcript has a single exon. The record is from RefSeq and is a predicted model, not a curated record. Lineage: Eukaryota; Viridiplantae; Streptophyta; Magnoliopsida; Sapindales; Anacardiaceae. Bases 9 to 1562 code for a protein of 517 amino acids. Gene Ontology annotation, cellular component: SCF ubiquitin ligase complex.